AUUACGAAACGGCGUUGUGCGCUGCGCUACGUUUCUGUGUGACGGGUGUUAGUGUCAAUUUUUUUCUUUGUUUCUCUGAAAGACAGUUCGCAAUAAAUUAUAGUGUUGUGACUAUAAAGAUAUGUCAGUGUAUAACACCUCCGAAGAGCAAGUUUGUUUUGAGGAAUUGCGAAACGAAGACAUCACGGAAAUCAGCAGUGGUGUGUGCAGCAUUGUUGAUCUGUCAGCUGUAAUAACCCUAAUGAAAUACAGCGGAACAAUGUUCUCUUGUGCAAAUCGACAUCCUCGACGUACGCUUGGCCAGCUGGCAGUUCGUAGUACUUCAUCUGCAAGGUUGUUCACCCGUCCGCUGCGCUAUCUCAACCCAGCCCAGAUCAGGCGAAGGGUGUUCAACGUGGUACUUGAUCGCUUGGGGUGUACUGUAGGUCAGAUAUCUCCAUCAUUGGGAGGAACAUACAAGGCUCGAUGA
This is a messenger RNA of Gryllus bimaculatus (two-spotted cricket), 469 nucleotides long. The record is from the annotation of a GenBank genome assembly. NCBI's taxonomy places the organism in Eukaryota, Metazoa, Arthropoda, Insecta, Orthoptera, Gryllidae.